Molecule: messenger RNA, 2002 nt
Organism: Eutrema salsugineum
Lineage: Eukaryota; Viridiplantae; Streptophyta; Magnoliopsida; Brassicales; Brassicaceae
Product: beta-glucosidase 26, peroxisomal
Exons: 11
Coding region: 153-1844 (563 amino acids)
Biological process (GO): carbohydrate metabolic process
Molecular function (GO): beta-glucosidase activity
Source: RefSeq, a predicted model, not a curated record
UUUAUCUCAAGAUCUAUAACCAGGAAAAAUUAUUUCAAGAUCUACUUAUUAUCAUCAUUUCAUCCUUCCUUCUCCAAGAUCUUCCGCAUCAAAAUUCUUCAGCAGAAAUCUGGAAAAGCUUUUGUUUACAGACAAGACAAAACCCAACAAAUAUGACACAUCUUCAAAGAACAUAUCCUACAUCGAUGUCAAAAGGUAGAGCUAGCUUUCCAAAAGGCUUUCUCUUUGGAACUGCCUCUUCUUCAUACCAGUAUGAAGGAGCAGUCACUGAAGGUAAGAGAGGUCAAAGCAUGUGGGAUCAUUUCUCCAACAGAUUUCCUCACAGAAUCAGUGAUAAUAAAAACGGAAACGAAGCCGUCGAUUUCUUCCAUCGUUACAAGGAAGAUAUCAAGAGAAUGAAAGAUAUAAACAUGGAUUCUUUUAGACUCUCCAUUGCUUGGCCACGAGUUAUACCUUAUGGCAAAAGGGAGAGAGGAGUUAGUGAAGAAGGAAUUAAGUUUUACAAUGAUGUGAUAGAUGAACUCCUAGCCAAUGAAAUCACUCCUCUUGUUACAAUCUUUCAUUGGGACACUCCUCAGGAUCUUGAAGAUGAAUAUGGAGGUUUUCUAAGCGAACAGAUUAUAGAUGACUUUAGAGACUACGCGAGUCUCUGCUUCGAGAGAUUUGGGGAUAGAGUGAGUCUAUGGUGCACAUUGAAUGAGCCAUGGGUCUACAGUGUUGCUGGUUAUGACACAGGGAGAAAAGCGCCAGGACGAUGCUCCAAGUAUGUGAAUGGGGCUAGCACUGCUGGAAUGUCCGGAUACGAGGCUUAUAUCGUGAGCCAUAACAUGCUUCUAGCUCACGCGGAAGCUGUGCAAGUGUUUAGGAAAUGUGACAAUAUUAAAAAUGGACAAAUUGGAAUUGCGCAUAAUCCGCUUUGGUACGAGCCUUAUGAUCCGAGCGAUCCAGAUGAUGUAGAAGGAUGUAAUCGAGCUAUGGACUUCAUGAUUGGUUGGCAUCAUCAUCCGACAGCGUAUGGAGACUAUCCAGAAUCGAUGAAGAAAUCUUGCGGAGAUAGAUUACCGAGUUUUACUCCAGAACAAUCCAAGAAACUGAUAGGCUCUUGCGAUUACGUUGGUAUAAACUACUACAGCUCGCUUUUCGUAAAGAGUAUCAAAAACGUGGAUCCUACGCAACCCACUUGGAGAACUGAUCAAGGCGUAGAUUGGAUGAAAACCAACAUAGAUGGGAAACAAAUAGCGAAACAAGGAGGAUCAGAGUGGAGUUUCACAUACCCAACAGGACUCAGAAACGUUUUGAAGUAUAUGAAAAAGAAUUAUGAGAAUCCAAGGAUUAUCAUAACCGAGAACGGGUAUGGUGAAGUAGCGGAACAGAGUCAGGGUCUGUUUAUGUACAAUCCUUCAAUCGACACAGAGAGAUUGGAAUACAUAGAAGGACACAUCCACGCAAUUCAUCAAGCCAUUUAUGAAGAUGGAGUCAGAGUGGAAGGCUAUUACGUUUGGUCAUUGCUAGAUAACUUCGAGUGGAACAGUGGAUAUGGUGUGAGAUACGGUUUGUACUACAUUGAUUUCAAAGAUGGGCUUAAAAGAUUCCCGAAAAUGUCGGCUUUGUGGUUGAGAGAGUUCUUGAAGUUUGAUCAAGAAGACGAGUCUUCUUCUUCUUUGGCGUCUAACAAGGAAGAAAAGAAGGAGAGCUACGGGAAACAGCUAUUGCAUUCAGUUCAAGACAGUCAACUUGUCCAUUCGAUUAAAGACAGUGGUGCGUUACCCGCAGUUCUGGGGAGCUUGUUCGUUGUCACUGCAACUGUUGGUACUUCUCUGUUCUUCAAAGGCUCGAAUAAUUGAAAACAGAGUGUUAUGGAAAAAAACUGAAAGUGUGCAAAUUGUUGAGGAAGAAGAAUAUUUUAUGACUUGUAAACAUUCUUUUGUGGUUGUUCUGUGUUAUUGGGAACUUGUCUGAUCUAAACGAGUUUUACUCAUUCUACCCUUUUUUUUUCAAAAAA